Messenger RNA from Knipowitschia caucasica, 246 nucleotides. The record is from the annotation of a GenBank genome assembly. NCBI's taxonomy places the organism in Eukaryota, Metazoa, Chordata, Actinopteri, Gobiiformes, Gobiidae.
AUGGAUGCAGCCGGAGCCACGUCACGCCGCGUCGCAGCCAUGACCAGCUCGACAGCCAACCCAGACCGCGUCUUCUCCGCCAUCUGCUCACCGAGGAGGACGCGCUGGCACUGUCUUUGGCACUGGCACUGGCACGGGGGCGCGCUGAGGCUCCAGUUUUUCCCCGGAGAGACAGGAGCGCGGCCUGUCAACACGUGGCUCAUUGGAGGUCAAAACGUGGACCAUGUUUCUUCACCGGCGACUUGA